UUCAGGUUUGUAAGGGAGCAUGCCAUUUAUUUUUUUUUCCGUUCUUCAUUUCUUAAAGAGAUCGAACACUCUGCUAAAUGAUUUGGUUCAUUUAUCAGGGUGCAUUUCCAGAGAUCCUGGAGAAAACAAAAGAGGAUUUCUUCUCAAACACUAUCAUCAUACUUGGAGAAUGUGCAGACAUAAUUCAUGAGAGAAUCAAGGAUAUCCCCUGCAUUACUUGCCCGCAAAAGCCGGAAGGAUCCAUGUUUGUAAUGGUCAAGCUGAACCUGUCUCUAUUGGAAGACAUUGAUGAUGAUGUAGAGUUGUGUAUGAAGCUGUCUAAAGAGGAAUCAGUGAUUGUCCUUACAGGUGUAGCUGUGGGAAUGAAGAACUGGCCUCGAGUAACUUUUGCCAUUGAUCGACCUUCUCUCGAAGAUGGACUUGGAAGGAUCAAAGCCUUCUACCUGAGGCAGAUGCUAAGAAGGAAUAAAGACUUCAUCUCAGAUCAAUUCAAUGCUUGUUGA
Messenger RNA from Vitis vinifera (wine grape), 503 nucleotides. Its product is annotated as nicotianamine aminotransferase 1. The transcript is spliced from 3 exons. Gene Ontology annotation, biological process: biosynthetic process. NCBI's taxonomy places the organism in Eukaryota, Viridiplantae, Streptophyta, Magnoliopsida, Vitales, Vitaceae. The record is from RefSeq and is a predicted model, not a curated record. The coding region runs from base 78 to 503 and encodes 141 amino acids. Gene Ontology annotation, molecular function: pyridoxal phosphate binding.